AUGAAGCUUGCCCUCCUCCCACUUGCCGCGGUGGUCAGCGCCGUCGCUCCUCGUGACCCCCCUCCGAUGAACAGCAAUCCUGUUCAGACUGGAGGCGAGACCACGCCUACCCAAAGCCUCACCAUUUUGCCAAUCGUCUCCGUGACAGACGUCCCGACCACCACGAGCUCGGAUAAGAUCACUCUCCCAAUCCUAACCUCCCCGUUUACACACUCUACGCACACCAUGCCUCCAUCAUCUCCUGUGCCUACUUCCUUGCCCACCAACAGUGAUGGCUCGACUUACUCGUCCCCCUACCCCACCAACUCAACCAGCUCCGGAAUGUUCACUCACAACUCAACGACUUCCAGCGGAACGGCUCCCAUCGGAAGUGGCACAAGUGGAAGUGGCACGACUGGCUCUCAAACGACUGGCUCCCCAACGAGUUCUGGGACAGGCAGUUCAUCCUCUACCGCUGCCGCUGCUGUCGCAACUGCCAAUGUGCUCGCCGGUAUUGCCGCCAUUGCUGGUCUCGUGAUGGCCGCCUAA
Akanthomyces muscarius is the source of this 528-nucleotide messenger RNA. RefSeq lists its product as uncharacterized. Bases 1 to 528 code for a protein of 175 amino acids. The record is from RefSeq and is a predicted model, not a curated record. The transcript has 3 exons. NCBI's taxonomy places the organism in Eukaryota, Fungi, Ascomycota, Sordariomycetes, Hypocreales, Cordycipitaceae.